CGUGGCAUCCCUGAGGCAGGAUACACCGAGGACCAUCUCUCUCCCUCCAUAUGCAGGGCGUCCGGGAUUAAGGAUUCAGCUAUGAAGUGGAGAGACAGGAUAUCCAAGAUAUCCAUACUUUCAAGGAAACGUAAUCGGAGAAAUGCUGUAACCCAGCCUAAUGGAGCAAGCAGCAGCACCAGCAGCACCAGCACCAGCAGCAUCAACACCAGCACCAGCACCAGCAGCACCAGUACCAGCAACAGCCUCCCCUCAGGGUCAGGGGUGCCAAGGGAAGCUGGGCCUUCCAAUAGUGCCUCAAGGGAGAGUGUGGAGUCCACCCUCUCCCAGCUGCGUCCAGUCAUUGGCCCAGACCACAAGAGUUACUACAUACUCCUUCGGGGCAACGGCGACCUCUUCACCUGCAUCCAGCCGGCGAAGAGUGUCAUCCACAGCCUGGAUGACAUGAUGAAGAACGUCAUGAACAGUGUCAAGUCUGCCAGGGUGCAGGAUGUGCCAACUCAUCCCAAGAGGCCUAGACACAGCCAGACCAAGACCUACUCCACCCCAGCCUUCCACAAAACCAGUGUGGGUGGCAGGAGGAAUGGAGUGCAGGCAGUUCUGCUGGGUGAUGAGAGUGCUCAGGGGACCAGUGUGCGCCCUGAGGAUGUGUUUGUCACAAGGGAGGGUAGUUUAGGGGUGGACAGUGUUAUACAAAGUGCUGCAUCAAACAGGACAGUGCCACAAGUGAACAGUGAGCUGCCAGGCCACCAGCAGGCAAGGACAAAUACCCUCAUGCAUCAUCCCACAGUGCAAAGUAGGUUAGCGUCCCAAACUAGUACAAACAACAACAUUGUAAAGCAGGAGUUGUCUUUGCUCCUCUCUCAGGGCUGUGAUGAGGAAAGUAGCCAGAGCUCAGUCCUUGUAAGCUCACAGGACCUCUUGAAGGCAACCCUAAGUUCCCCUCCUCGGAAAAGAGACACAAGCUGCCAGACCAAGGUGACCAAUGGCCUUGAAGGUCACCUGGGACAAGCCAUUCCAAACCAGUCUCAGAAGGUCGGGGGCUCAGAUAGUAGUCUUAGUAGUGUGUUGGGAAGUGUGGGACAGAACCCCUUCAACGAAGUUCGUCUCAUCUCUAAAGAAGGAACAGUUCUGACGGAAGAUGAGAUUGCUGCACAGAUCAAAACCCUUAUCGAGACUGAACAGCUUGUUGUUGGGGAGGACUCCCAAAUCAUUGUUCUGAGAGUGUCUGAACGGGAAGUGAUAGUAAAGCUGGUUCCAAGUGGGGUGCAGGUGAGGCCAGUGGUGAGCCAGAGCCAACAGCAACAACUAGAGCAGCAACAACAGCAACAACAACAACAACAACAACAACAACAACAGCAACUACAGCAGCAACAACAGCAGCAGCAACAGGAGCAAGUGACACAACUUUCCAGGCCUAAGGACUUCCUCAACAGAGAAGUUACAAAGAUGUCUGUCACCAGUCGAGUGAAAGAAGAGCUUGUGAGCAUAUCAGAGGUUACGAAAACAUCUGUCACUGCUCGAGUGAAGGAGGAGGAAGUGAGCAUAUCACCGUGCAUCUCCCCAUCACCUGAGGAAGACUGCUUUACCCAGGAUGUCUUGGUCUCCCGGUCUCAUCAGGACUCUGACCUUGAUUGUUUCUUCUCAUCAUACUCACAAGGAAAGCAGGCCUUUGAGGGGAUAAGGGGCAUGUCACUGGAUCCUGGCCUCACCCCAAACUGUGUCUUGGAGUCGCUGGCAGAGCCGCUAGUUGACCCCCUGGUCAAUGCAGCACAGCAGCAGCAGGAGGAUGAGCUAGACAAGCUGUCCUGUGGAAUGAGUGACCUUGAGGACCUUGGACAGUCACUGCUGCAGGGAACGACAGACAUUGUGGUGUUUCAGCGUGAGGAUGGAACCUUAGUAAACCAGGAUGGAAUACCCAUCUCCAGUGAGCUACAGUACUUGAUUGCCACUUCUCAGCUGGAUCUUGAUGGUUCCUUGGAAUCUGAGAGCCAGAAUAAUCAUAUCUUAGUGCCUCCUGAAGCCUUUGAAGACCACACAGUAGAUGUAAACUGUGAGCUGUAAUUGUGGGGCUUACUGUAAGUGUGAUGUCCUUGAAUGUUACUCUAAUUCUUCCUUUCUGUUUCCUCCAAAAUUUCCACAUGUUUUAACUUGCAGUUGAAUGGUAUCUUUUAUCAGUGUAAUUAAUGGAGCUAUCAAAGCCUUUAAGUUUCAGUGAAGUUCUUUGCUUCAUGCAACUUAGGUAUUUCUAAUUUUUCAGAUUUCAUUAUGUUUCAUCCAGGUGAUAGGCCUCACUGCAAGACUAACAAAAAUAUAGCAUAUAGGGAUGGUAUAAAAAAUGUUAAUAAUAUCCCACCAACACAAAUGUUUUCAAUGUAGUCAUGGUUUCUUAAUAAGUAAAUACAAAAUUAAUGAAAUCAAUUCAUUGUUAUUCUGUGCAUCAUUCACAUACAAAUGCAGGUUUAUCUUUUAGUGUAAAGAUAUUUCUUUCUUUCUAGUUUAUCUUGUAGAGAAGUGAUAUUUAGGAGGAAAGAAUUGACGUUUGUGUUCCCAAGUACUUAUUUUCUAUCAAAGGUUUUCUAACAACUUUAUCAUGGCAUGUUAACAUCUUUCAUGUGUUGUGUGUUGAGAAGCUCAUGCAGCCCCAAAGUGUGCCUCAAACCCUUCAGAGUAUUCUGGUUAAGCAAUGGUUACAUUCAUCAUUUACUAAUAUUUUUUGUAAGGUUUAUAUGCUACAGUCUUCUUGCUGUCACCCCAAUUUCUUCCAUCUAACAUUAACAAGAUAUUGUAAAAGAUAAUGUAAGAAAAAGAUGGGAAAGAGGAGGAUUUAAGGAAGCAGGAAGACAGAGUACAUUCUCUCGGGAACAUCUUGCUAUUUUUCUCAUUUGCAAUAGUGUCAACAAAUUCCAUGAGAGAAAUGUGUGAAAGUGAGAAUUGUUGGAAGCAGGAAAACUACAUAAUGAAGACUCUUCACUCUAGGAAAAAAGUCACUGGAGGCAAGAGGACAUCAAGAUAACGAAGUAGAAUUCAUACAUAUCAGUACUUAUGUAAAGCUUGCAUAAUUUGAUGUUCAUGAAAAGAAUCUAGAAUAUUUUUUCAACAUUUAAAGUAAGUGUUGGGUUAAAAGUUGUAGCCUUUUUGAAGCAAGGUCAUGUUACUUUUUGUGUGUGCGUAAAGUGUAGGUAGCCAUUUAAAGUUUGUGUAGUGCAUUUUGUGGAGGACUGAUAUUGAGACCUGGCAUUAGGUGUGGUGCAUUUCAGGAAGCUUAUGAACACGCAUUUUCUUUACUUCCACAGGCCUGUUACAGCCACAUGGUUUAUAAAAUUAAUUCUCAUCAAAUUAUCUCCUCAUAACAAUAGCUGCAGAAUAUGGCAGAAUCGUCAUCUAAUUAAGACUAAAAGAUGCGGUAAAGUUGGUAUCAUGCGCUAGAGCUGUGUGUGGCGGUGGUGCUCAUCUCCGUCUCGUUGGCCCUUUGAGCCUGUGGUGGGAGAGAACUAAUUAACCCAACACAGGGCCAGUGUAAUAUCUGGUUUACUACAAUUUACCUUACCCAGGUUUCCCCAUGUACCUAUUUAUUGACCAAGGAUGAAUAUCUGGGUGGGCUGCAUGCCAGCUCCCCAGGCCGGGAUUCAAACCUAGGCAUGCAGAUUUGUUGUUAGGGACGCCAACCACUGCACCGCAUAGGCACAUAAAUCAAGACUGUGGUAUGGAAUAUUUGGGGUGGAUUAACAAAUAGUUUCCUCUUAUUAAGUUAAUGUCAUGGUGUUUUUAAUACUUCUUCAGAAGUGAUGCUGUACUAAAUAUAUGACACCACAUGUACAGUUUAUGCAGUUAGACGUGAAGUGGCUGUGUAUACUGGCCUUGACUACAUUCGUAAUGGGCCUUCACAUCACCUCAGGACCAUGCCCGUGACUCUUUUAGUGUGGUGUAGCAAAUCUUACCCUCUACAAUGACUUGAUAGCAAACAAAAUAAGAUCUCAUGCCUGUCUACCUCUCUUUAUACAUUAUCAAAAGGAGUAAAUUGUUCACUAUUGUGUUUGUAGGUAAUUUGUUGCCUGGGAGUGAAAGUUCUGUGGAUGUAUUUGUUGCUCUUUAUUUUUAUUACCUGCAGAUAUGUCACAGUCUAGCUUACAGUUAUGGUCUCACACAAGACCAUGUAUGUUGGGUGAUCAUGGAUGCUACAGUAUUUUUUUAUUUGGCAUAACUUUUCUACUGUUGAAUGAAAUAGGUGGCUGGGUGUCACCAUGCUCACCUGGUUAUUGGGAAGGUGAAUUUGUGCGUGGUACACCAGAGGUUGUGCAUUCCUUUGUAACGCUGGAUAGGCUCCAUGACUGUGGUAUUUGCUCCUCCUUUGCAUUAUCUAGAGGCAUGAAAGACCUUAAAUUGUCCAGGAUUUUACAGUUAUGUGUUACUUUACUUAAAACAUUGUAAAGUAGUUCAACAAAGCACAUGAGUUUAGUUUCCUUUUUAUAUGGAAAUUUCAUAGUAUUUAGCUUGAAGUGAAAGGGGAACAUGAAGGCAAUGCAUUAUAAGAAAGGAUAUUAUCUUAAUUUUUCCUCAAAUUUUUUGUUUGGCCCAUUGCACUAUUAGACUUUUCUUCAAGUGGCCCAAGUGGGCGACCCCAACCCAUUAGUGACAUGGCCAAGUGUUUGUUUAUAGUGGCACCGUGACAUCUCUUGCUUGGUUCAUGCUGGCCUCCUGGUGCUGAUAUUGAUCCUCGUGGCAGAGUUUCAUCAGGGGUGAUAGGUGGUCAUCAAGGCAGCAUGUAAGUUGUCUUUACCAUUUGGCAAUGGAUGAAAAGUACCAUCUGGUUGCUGCAGAUCUCCAGAUCAUCAUGUCCGCACAUUGACCACUUGGCCACACUGUGCCUAGUUGCAUAUAUCAUGAUAUUGGCUCUGUCACCUCAGAAACUUAGUUUUCUUGGAUAGGAUCUCAGUACAGUUUAGGGGUGUAUAAUUUGUUGAAACUUUCACACUUAAAACUGGAGAAACUUGCAAACUGUGAUAAUGCAUAAGUUCAGUAAAACAGUAGUAUUUCUCCAGAUGACCUAUAGUGUAUUAUGCCUUUAGGAAGUGUGAUGUGUUGUCACUCAGUCUGGACUGGUCCAUAUUUUCCUCUCUGUUAUCACUGUGUACCUCACUUUUCAGACAAGGAAGUGUUUUUAUUCUGGUGGUUUGAUCUUGCUGAGUUCCAGCAUUCUCACAAAAUGUUAUUUAAGUUUUGUAAAUUGAUAUGAUCAGGGCUUGUAGAAGUUUAAAGCACUGGUCAGAAGUAUAUUAUCACAUGUACAUAUUCUUUUGGGAAAUAAAGGAUACUGUGGUGGGCAUUUAUGUCAAGAUGCAAGUUGGGUAAUUUUUGUAGUUAAAUGAGUUAUUUCUCACAACAUGCCUUUGUUAAGUAGCAGUGAGGCAUAAUGUACAAUAUUCUCAUGAGCAUUCCAUGGAGAUCUUUCUAAUGAGUAGUUUGAAGAUAUUAAAAUCCAUCAUUUUGACACACACACACACACACACACACACACACACACACACACACACACACACACACACACACACACACACACACACAUCGCUCUGGUAGCUCAGUGGUAUAGCUGUGCGGUGCCAGGGGGAUAGGGUGUGUGGUGUGAGAAAGUCGCAGCAAAACCUAGAGAUUGACUAAUGAGUGAGUGCUCUAAUUGGGAGGGUACUUGCUCUCGACAACAAGUCCAGAUUGUGAUCAGGCUGUGGGUGAAAAGGUGAAUUACACACACACACACACACACACACACACACACACACACACA
This is a messenger RNA of Eriocheir sinensis (Chinese mitten crab), 5782 nucleotides long. RefSeq names its product serine/threonine-protein kinase pakD-like. Gene Ontology annotation, cellular component: nucleus. Gene Ontology annotation, biological process: regulation of transcription by RNA polymerase II. The record is from RefSeq and is a predicted model, not a curated record. The transcript is spliced from 6 exons. NCBI's taxonomy places the organism in Eukaryota, Metazoa, Arthropoda, Malacostraca, Decapoda, Varunidae. Gene Ontology annotation, molecular function: transcription cis-regulatory region binding. The coding region runs from base 82 to 2064 and encodes 660 amino acids.